UCCGCUGGGGUCACUCUCCUGGGCUGCGCCCGGGUCGGCGGCUGCGGCGGCUGAGCAACGGGAGCCGAGAGGCGCGCUCCGCCGAGAGUUGGGCAGGGCGAGCCCGCGCCUUCGCGGCGUCAUGGGCCCCCUCCUUGGGCCACAGAGGGCACCAGCCGCAGGAACCCCCGGGCCUCCUCGCGGCCGAGCCUGAGCGACCCCCGGGUUCUCCGGCGUCCCCUCCCUCCGCCUUAUUUUCUUCCCUGCUCUCGCUGCUGCUGCCGCUUCAGCUCUCCGUUAUGGCAACGGAGCCGCCAUCCCCUCUCCGGCUUGAGGCGCCCGGCCCCCCAGAAAUGCGGACCCCACCGGCGGGCGAGACCUCCCGCGAGGGCACCCUGAAGCCGGCGGGCGGCAGGCUCCGCUUCCUCAACGGCUGCGUGCCCCUCUCGCAUCAGGUGGCCGGGCACAUGUACGGGAAAGACAAAGUGGGUAUACUGCAACAUCCAGAUGGCACAGUUUUGAAACAGUUGCAGCCACCUCCAAGGGGUCCAAGAGAGCUGGAAUUCUAUAAUAUGGUUUAUGCUGCUGAUUGUACUGAUGGUGUUCUUUUAGAGCUACGAAAAUAUUUGCCAAAAUACUACGGUAUCUGGUCACCUCCCACUGCACCAAAUGAUUUAUACCUAAAACUGGAAGAUGUGACCCAUAAAUUUAAUAAGCCCUGUAUAAUGGAUGUAAAGAUAGGGCGGAAAAGCUAUGAUCCUUUUGCUUCAUCUGAGAAGAUUCAGCAACAGGUCAGCAAGUACCCAUUAAUGGAAGAGAUUGGGUUCUUGGUGCUUGGCAUGAGGGUUUAUCAUGUUCAUUCUGAUAGCUAUGAGACACAAAACCAGCACUAUGGAAGAAGCUUAACAAAAGAAACUCUAAAGGAUGGAGUCUCCCGUUUUUUUCAUAAUGGAUUCUGCUUAAGAAAAGAUGCUAUUGCUGCCAGUAUUCAGAAGAUUGAGAAUAUUCUGCAGUGGUUUAAAAGCCAGAAGCAGCUUAACUUUUAUGCAAGUUCAUUACUGUUUGUUUAUGAAGGUUCAUCUCAGCCAACUACUGCAAAAUUGAAUGACAGAACUUUAGCAGAAAAGUUUUUGUCCAAAGGACAGCUCUCAGACACAGAUGUACUAGAGUACAAUAAUAACUUUCAUGUGUUAAGUUCCACAGCGAAUGGAAAAAUAGAGGCUUCAGUGGGCAAAAGCUUGUCCAAAAUGUAUGCUCGCCACAGAAAAAUGUAUUCAAAAAAGCAUCACAGUCAGACUUCGUUGAAAGUUGAAAAUAUAGAGCAAGACAAUGGGUGGAAAAGCAUGUCACAGGAACAUUUAAACGGAAACGUACUUUCCCAACUGGAAAAAGUCUUCUACCAUCUUCCCACUGGUUGUCAAGAGAUUGCGGAAGUAGAAGUGCGAAUGAUAGACUUUGCUCAUGUGUUCCCUAGCAACACAGUAGAUGAGGGAUAUGUUUAUGGGCUAAAGCAUUUAAUUACUGUACUGCAGAGUAUUUUAGACAAUUGAAUCCUUUGCUGCAAUCUUUUAAAGGGGUGGGGCAAUCAUAAUGAAGAGCAGCAGUUAAUAACUCUGCACUCGUAAUGCUGUGUAAAAAAUUUGUAUUGAGUCUACAUUUUAUUUGUCUUUAUACUUUUGGUAGAAGGGUUAACUUUUUUAUAAUCUUACUCAGGAAAACUAAUUAUUUGUUCUUUAGAAAACUAUAAAGAAUAAAGAAACUUAGGAAUGUUAAGCAGGGAAUGUGGUGGUACGUGGCUUAAACAUCUAUUUGGCUUAAGCAAAAUGCAAACCAUUAUUCAGUCAUUACAAGUUUAGUUAGCUUUCUGUAGCCAAUUUAUUGUGAAAUCUCUGUCCACCCAUCCUUAACAAUGAGCCAUAUCUAAACUCAUUACAUUAUUAGAACACUUUCAAAAAUCUAGAAAGCACAGGUUGAUAUCCUUAGUAUUGCUAUGUAUGAAGUUAUUAAAACUGGAGAAAAUUCUACAGAAAUAAGUACUGUUUCGGUUUUAUAUUAAAAGUUCAGACCAGCAUAUCAAAAGGUGCUUCUUAGAAGUAAAAUGGUUUAGAAUCAUUGUAUUCCAAAAGCAGAUUUUCACUUUAAUUUCCAUUUGUAUACAUAUUUCAAAAUACUUCUUGAAAAAGAUCAUUGAAAUGGACAACAACAACAACAAAAGUCUUGACAUUAAGGGCACUAAUAAUUAGUCUUGCCAAGGUUAGGGAAGAGAGAAGUUAUUUGCAAGGAACAAAAUGUUUUUCUUUUAAAAUCUUUAUGGGAAAAUUGGAAUUUUACUGCAUUGUGACAAGUAUUAUAAACCAUAUAAUACCUUUUACUGCAGCUUCAAAAAGGUGGAUGAUUGAAGCUCUUCUUCUUAUUUCUCCUUUAAAUAACUUUUGAGAGUUUUUUUCUUUUACAAUUCAUGUAUUUAUAUGUCCCCAUUUAGUUAAGCAGUGGUAUGGGUAUAUGUUGCUUAAAAGUGUUUCUCAGAAUUCUAAUAAGCAGUGAAGGACAACAUCCAGUAUUGUGAGUGUUAUCAAAAAUACUGUGUGUAUAUUAGUACAUCAUACAGAGUUUGGUACAUGUCUAAAUUCAUGCUUCUGUUUCAUUCUUAAAACAGUUGUAUAUCAUAUUCAAGAGAGAAAUUAUAAUUUAACUUCAUGGAAGGGGGGCAGUACUAUAUUUCUUGGAAAAAUUAGAUUUGUAAGUAUUAUCUCUGUUUCACAUCCACCCCUUUUAAAAAAUAACUAGUUAUUUAUUAUUGGAAACAUUCAGAACUUUGAAAUUAAAUUUGCAAAUAUGUUAAAUGUUUAUGUUUUAAUUACUUGCACUUUGAUUCACUAAUAAAACAUCUAAGUAGUUAACAGUUUUGCCAUAUUCCUGGAAAUUGUUUUAGACUUGUGAACUGUUAGACUGUUUUCCCCCCAAAAUUGCAAAUUAAACUUUUAAAUUCAAGGGCCUUUUUUUAGUGUGAAGGAAAGUAUCACAAUUUUAUGUUUAUCUCACCUUCCCAACCCUCUCUGAGUGUACUUUUGCAAGUAUCUGAGCACAAAAAAAAGUAACAGAUGCCCUAUGGAUUCUGUGCUUAGUAAAUUUAUUAGGCCUGAAUACCUUUAAAAUUCAUAUGCAUUUGUUAUAGCAAAAUUUGAUUAUUUAAAAUUUUUUAUUUAGAGUCAGUGUAGGUAUUUUCCAUAAGGACUUCAUAUUUUUCUCUGCUGCCUAAAUGGGUAUUGCCGUAGCUUUUUUUGUGGGGAUGAAGUUCAAGUCAUAGUUAAUAGAAAUUUUUUAGUUUUACUUUUUUUGUCCCACAGUGUAGACUUUUGUUGUUGUUGUUAUUUGGAUAGUGGUUCAAUAAAUCUUAAGCUCAUACAAUUUAAACACUAUUUUGAAUCUUAACAAAACAAGAGACUUUUUUUUUGUGUGGGGUGGUAUCAACCUAUA
This is a messenger RNA of Lagenorhynchus albirostris (white-beaked dolphin), 3456 nucleotides long. RefSeq names its product inositol polyphosphate multikinase (gene IPMK). The transcript has 6 exons. Gene Ontology annotation, cellular component: cytoplasm; nucleus. NCBI's taxonomy places the organism in Eukaryota, Metazoa, Chordata, Mammalia, Artiodactyla, Delphinidae. The record is from RefSeq and is a predicted model, not a curated record. Bases 279 to 1529 code for a protein of 416 amino acids. Gene Ontology annotation, molecular function: inositol-1,4,5-trisphosphate 3-kinase activity; inositol tetrakisphosphate kinase activity. Gene Ontology annotation, biological process: inositol phosphate biosynthetic process.